Molecule: messenger RNA, 1820 nt
Organism: Dioscorea cayenensis subsp. rotundata (Guinea yam)
Lineage: Eukaryota; Viridiplantae; Streptophyta; Magnoliopsida; Dioscoreales; Dioscoreaceae
Product: purine-uracil permease NCS1-like
Exons: 1
Coding region: 35-1681 (548 amino acids)
Biological process (GO): transmembrane transport; nucleobase transport
Cellular component (GO): plasma membrane
Molecular function (GO): nucleobase transmembrane transporter activity
Source: RefSeq, a predicted model, not a curated record
CAUCUGCUUGACUCUCUAUUCUUCUGUUUCCACAAUGCAAUCCAAACUCCUCCAUCUCCACCCUCCUUGUUUUCCUUUCUCCCUUUCUCAACCUCCCCACCACUCCUCCUUUCUCCACCUCCCCCAUCUCAAACACCAUUCUUUUCCUCAUCUCAAACACUCCUCUCCUAAAUCUCCUUCUUUGUCAUCUUCAUCAUCAUCAUCUUCAUCUUGGUCUUUGUUUUCAUCUAUAUCAAAUAACACAAACUUGGACUCUAACACAAACUCUAACCUCUCCCCCACUUCUUCUUCUAACAAAACAUUCACUUCAUGGGACUUUGCCACUCUUUGGAUAAGCAUGAUCAUUGGCAUUCCUUCCUACUACCUUGCCGGAAGUCUUGUCGAUCUCGGCAUGUCUUGGUGGCAAGGAAUUGCCACCAUCUUUUUGGCAAACUUUCUCCUCCUUGUCCCUCUCCUCCUCACCUCCGUCCCCGGCACUAAACAUGGAAUUCCCUUCCCCAUCCUUGCCCGUUCCUCUUUCGGCAUCUCCGGCGCUCACAUUCCUACUCUUCUCCGUGCUCUCAUUGGUUGCGGAUGGUUCGGUAUCGAAACUUGGAUCGGAGGAGAAGCCAUUUAUUUACUCCUCCCUUCCCAACUCAAGAAUUCUAUUCCUUUUGCAUUUGUGCCUUUGCUUGGUUUAGACAUAUAUCUGCUACAAUUUAUAUGCUACUCCAUUUUCUGCCUAGCGCAGAUUUGCAUUAUAUGGAGGGGAAUAGAAGGAAUUAGCAAACUAGAGAAAUACUCAGCUCCGGUGCUCGUUGCGCUUACCUUUGCACUCCUUCAUUGGUCAUACCAAAAUGCCGGUGGCUUCUCUCGCAUGCUCUCGCUCUCUUCUCGCCUGAAUAGGUCAGAGUUUUGGUCUCUCUUCUUCCCGGCCAUCACUGCAAACAUCGGAUUUUGGGCUACGGUAGCACUUAACAUUCCUGACUUCACUCGCUUUGCUCGAAGCCAAAAGGACCAAAUCAUCGGCCAAAUCGGCCUACCUAUCUUUAUGAGCUUGUUCACCUUUGUCGGCCUAGCGGUAACUUCCUCCACCGAAGUAAUCUUUGGUAGAGUGAUAUCCGAUCCGAUACGCCUUCUUGGGAUGAUCGGCGGACAAUGGACAACAAUUCUUGCGAUCUUUGGCAUUAGUCUUGCUACCAUCACCACUAACAUCGCCGCCAAUGUCGUCGCCCCGGCAAAUGCACUUACUAACUUAUGCCCUGAGUGGUUCACUUUCCGAAGAGGAGCUCUUGUCACUGCUCUUCUUGGCUUUGCCUUCCAACCAUGGAAGCUCUUGAGAUCAAGCGAAAGCUUUGUGUACACUUGGUUACUUGGUUAUUCUGCUUUAAUGGGGCCUAUGGCAGGGAUCAUUCUCACUGAUUACUAUCUUGUGAAGCACAUGGAAUUGAAUGUUGAUGCAUUGUACUCUAGAAGUCCUCAAGGGGCUUAUUUCUAUCAAAAUGGAUUCAAUGUGGUAGCAAUUAUAUCUUUGGUUGUCAGCAUUCUACCGAUAAUCCCCGGCUUUCUUCACAAGCUCGGGAUUUUGCUGAACACUAUGAAGCUCUUUGUCGUUCUUUACAACAAUGCUUGGUUUGUAGGCUUCUUCCUAUCUAGUCUCAUCUAUUGGGUCCUCUCCGGGAGAAAGAAGAUGAAUAUAUAAGCCUGAGUCUCUCAUCCUAUUAGCUCCAUAUCAUCAUAAUUGGUUUUGCAUCUUUUUUUGGUGAAUUACAAAUUGACACUUUGUAACAUUUGAAUUGAGAAUUUGAAGUAUUUGGUUGAAUAAACUUGUUCUUCUUUUC